CCCAGAAUCACACUGCGGACUGUUACAGUACCAGAACCCAACAAUCCUCCGGAUCAUUACCGAUCAGCUAUAGAUUAGUUAUUGAUUAGUCGGUGAGCAGGUAAUCGAUUAGGUGUGGUGGGUUUGAUUUGUCGGAGGGGAUGUCCCGUCUGCUGGAGAGCAGGAGACAGGACAGGAUGAAGGAAAUUAACCAGAAGAAUAAGGAGAAGGAGCGUCUGAAGGAGAGAGAGAAGGAGGCGAGAGAGAGGGAGGCCAGAUACAGCAACGGUCACCUGUUCACCUCCCUGACGGUGUCCUCCACUACCCUGUGCUCCUCCUGCAACAGGAGUAUCACGGCCAAGGAGGCACUCAGCUGCCCAGGCUGCAAUGUCACCAUCCAUAACCGCUGCAGAGACAGCCUGGCCAGCUGUGCCAAGAUGAAACAGAGGCAACAGAAGCUGGCGAUGGUCAGAAACAGUUCAGCUCUGCAGAACGUUGCCCUGCGGACCAAAACUCCAAUGAUGAAGGAGCGCCCAAGUUCGGCCAUCUAUCCCUCUGACAGUCUUCGUCAGUCCCUCCUCGGGUCCAGACGAGUUCGCUCCGGCCUCUCACUCGCUAAGAGUGUCUCCACCAAUAACAUUUCCGGUGGGACUGAGGACUCUGCAGGUCUCAGGAGAAUUCUGUCUCAGUCCACCGAGUCUUUAAACUUCAGGAGCAGAACUUUGUCCAUGGAGUCUCUCACUGAUGACGGUGAGUGGUGGUGGAGCCCCCUGUUGGAGGAGCUGCAGGUAGAGAGCAGCUGUGUUCAGGCUGACAGCUGGAGUCUGGCCGUGGAACCAAACUUCCUGCAGACACUUCACAAGGACCUGAUCAAACAACAGGAUGUCAUAUAUGAGCUGAUCCAGACGGAGUUCCACCACGUUCGGACUUUGCGGAUCAUGGAGGGGGUGUACCGGCGGGGGAUGCUGGAGGAGGUGAUGCUGGAGGCGGGUGUGGUUCACACCAUCUUCCCCUGUCUGGACCAGCUGCUAGAGCUCCACUCCAGCUUCCUGUCAGAGCUGCUGAACAGGAGGAAGGAGGGACUGAUGGAGGGCAGCUCGAACAACUUCACCGUCCGCAGCAUUGGAGACCUGCUACUCAGACAGUUUUCAGGUCAGUGUGCAGACGACAUGAAGAAACUUUACUCUGAGUUCUGCAGUCGACUCCCGAAAGCUGUGAAACUCUACAAAGAAGUUUUAACUCGAGACCGAAGACUGCAGCAGUUCAUCAGGCGUGUUUGUCGUGGUCCUCUGCUGCGUCGUCAUGGUGUCCAGGAGUGCAUCCUGCUCGUGACACAAAGAAUCACAAAGUACCCCGUCCUCAUCCAACGAAUCCUCGAUAACACCAAAGGAAGCGAGGAGGAGGCGCAGGCUCUGAGCCAGGCACUGCAGCUCCUGAAGGAGCUGAUCAGUUCGGUGGACAAGGAGGUGCUGGAGCUGGACCGUACUAGGAGGCUGCAGGAGAUCCAGGCCCGUCUGGACCCCCGGGCCCAGGCGGAGGUCCGGGGAGGAGGAGUGUUCAGAGGAGGAGAGCUGCUGAGGAGGAGACUUCUCCACGAGGGGAUGCUCCUCUGGAAGGUCCAGGGGUCCAGGAUGAAAGAUGUGCAGGUCCUGCUGAUGUCAGACAUCCUGGUUUUCCUUCAGGAGAAAGAUCAGAAGUUCACCUUCGCAUCACUGGACAAGUCUCCGGUGGUCUCUCUGACCAACCUGAUUGUCAGAGAUAUAGCCAAUCAGGAGCGAGGGAUGUACCUGAUCAGUGACUCCAGCCCUCCAGAGAUGUACGAGCUGCACACUUCGUCUAAAGACGACCGCCGGACCUGGAUGAAUCGGAUCCAGCAGGCUGCUCUCAGCUGUCCUUCCAGAGAUGAGUUUCCUCUCAUUGAGACUGAAGACAAAGCUUCACUGCGAAGACUCAGAGCUGAUAUCCAGCAGAAGGACAGGGAGGUGCUGGAGCUCCUGCAAGAGCGCGUGACCCUGUUUUCUGAUCUGGUGGAGGCAACAGGAAGAGGAGGAACAGAAGAAGAAGGACGUGUGGAGAUGAGCACCACCUCAACCAGGACCUCCUCCGGCUCAUCCCGCAGGAACCUGUUCAGGGCUGACACUCCUCACGCUCCUCAGGCCGAGCCGCUCCUCAACAGUGCCAUCACUGAAGUGGACAAACUGACGGAACUGCUGUUAGACUCCAACAUCCAGAGAUCCACUGUAACCAAUGGCAACCAGGAGCUGAGCAAUGGCGAAACUGGUUCUCUGAACGGUUCUUUUGAGUUGAAUGGCAGCUCCUCAAAGGACAGAAACGGUAACCAGCUGCAGGAACGAACUUUAAACAAGGAAGUCCGCCAACGACUGGUCAAUCUGAGCAUCCAGCUUCACGCCCUGCAGGCUGCUGUGAUUCGUCAGGACUCGAUCCUUGAGCUCUCAGUUAGUACAGGUCCUGCCCCUGGUCCCACCCCUGGCCCCCACCUCAGUCGGUCGAUGUCGCGGGACACGGGGCUGGAUGCUGGCGGGGAGGUGGUGCUGCUGCGGCGGCAGGUGGAGCUCCUGCAGGAGGAAAUAACCCGGCUGCAUCUGAGAGGCGAGGAGUCUGACAGGAAGGGGGCAGAGCCAGGUGGCAGGAGGAGGGCCAACGGAGAGAUCAGCGAUGUUAUCAAGGAGGAACAGAAGAUGAGCAAGAGGCGUGGCAGCAGGGAACUGGAGCCCCACCCCCUUGCCCCAUUGGCUAGUCAGGAUCCAGUCGACCAAUUAGAUGGCGUCCAGGAAGGAAACGAGGAGGAAGAGGAGGAAGUGAUGAAGAUCUCUCCUCGCUCUGACAGCCCCAGAGACCUGCAGGACAUUCCCGAGGAGAGCGAAUGUGGAGCUGAUCCCAGUUAACGUCAUCACACCUCCACCUGAUGACCUCAGGGACUCUGCUGAUGUCACUGUGAUGUCACUGGCUGAUCAGUCACUGUCAGCUGGAGAUGAUGUCAUUCCCUGUUUUACAAAUGCUUUUGAUCUCAGCUGUUGUACUUUUCUGAAUGUUGCUUAGGUUAGAAACAGUUAGUAUCAACAUGUGACCUGUUGACAUCAUCAGAUCAGCUGGAGCCCCGCCCACAUGCGCUAUGAUGGGUGGGGCUCAUGAAAUGGGGUGGGGUUACUGAGUUUCACAGGGUCUGUUGGGAUGGGGGUUUCCAGCUCCUACAGUAAAUCAGUCUCAGUCUGCUUCAGACAAGCAGUUCACACAGCGUGUUUCUGUUAGUCCUGAAUGUCCACUCUGUGUCUGAGGGUUAAAUCCUGCUGCUGACCUCUACAGCGUCCCUGACUCUCUGUGUCUCUGACUCUGAGUCUGAUUCUCUGAGUCUGUGUCUUUGAGUCUCUAAGUCUGAGUCUCUCAGUCUCUGAUUCUGUCUCUAAGUCGGAGUCUCUGAGUCUGAGUCUCGGAGUCACUGUGAUGUGGUGUAAAUAUGAAGAUAAGUUGGUUUUCCUGCAUUCUGACAUUAAAAUUCAUUGUUCAGUCCCGUUUAACCCAGGUUAAGUUUGAGUUAAAUGUGGACAAAUUCAAAAAGAUCAAGUAUAUAGAUUUUAUUUAGAUUUAUUAUUUUAUUAUUGAUCAGAAUUUGUGGUUAAAAAUCACACAUCAAACUUUGUGUCAAAGCCGAAGUUAAAUUCAGUUUCCUCUUAAGGAAAAAAAUCUGUUUCUCUUUCUUACAUUUGUAAUAUUUUACUUUUCGUCACUUUCUCACCUCUACACAUCUGACCAAUCACAGAGUGUCAGGACUUUUACAGUUGCUUUGUUUGAAGCAGGCUGAUUGAAACUCAAACAUGAGACACACACUACAUUACCUGGAAUUCCUUUGGAUAUCUACAGCUGCAGUCGUAACAUGCUGUGUUCACUUUAGUUGCUGUAUGAGGGACAGUCCUGGUUCAUUUAGACUCUGUAUGGCAGGGGGAGGGGGGUUAAUCUGAUAUAGCAUCACUUGUCUGUUGAAACUCGGGGGGGGGUUAUAAUCUGUUUUAAUCUGUGUAGUAAACACAGUGUUCUACCGAUGAUAAGGACAGACGGCCUCAGUAUAAACUGUAUUUAUAUGGUAAUUUAAGACUAAAACUAGUUCAACAGUAGAAACAUUAGAUUGUGUUGGACUUUCUUAUCAGAGUAGUGAGUAAUAAACAAAUCUGCGUUUGUGUUUCUGUAAAAUGUGAAACCAAAAAUCUUGUUUUGAAAUUUGGGAACAAAGUAUAACCUUACAAGUUUCCAUAAAUCUGAUAGAUGUUUUUAAAUGUACGACUUCAUGUUUCACAGCAUCAAAACUAAAUAGGAUCAGUGCAAAGAGCUGUGAGGACAGAGAAUUUAAAGUUCGUUCACACUGAACAUGAAGUGGAUUUUUACUUCACACAGUUUACUGUGUCUAUAUGUGUUGGUGACGCCCCAGGUAAACUCUCAGGUGAAUAUUCAUGUGCAUCUAAACUUCACCUUUAGACUCAUUAUUAUCCUCCACCAGUCUGAACUGGAGGAGGGGAAUUUACUACA
Molecule: messenger RNA, 4518 nt
Organism: Xiphias gladius (swordfish)
Lineage: Eukaryota; Metazoa; Chordata; Actinopteri; Istiophoriformes; Xiphiidae
Gene: arhgef2b
Product: rho/rac guanine nucleotide exchange factor (GEF) 2
Exons: 22
Coding region: 141-2885 (914 amino acids)
Biological process (GO): regulation of Rho protein signal transduction; positive regulation of neuron differentiation; actin filament organization
Cellular component (GO): cytoskeleton; ruffle membrane
Molecular function (GO): guanyl-nucleotide exchange factor activity; microtubule binding
Source: RefSeq, a predicted model, not a curated record